AGGACGCGCCGUGCGUUUGGAUUUCUUGUUAGUGCUUUUCUCGGUCACACACACUCGGGAUGAUGUGAAGGGUUAAAGUUUGUCUCCUCGGAGCAGGUGACGCGUGAUCUCUCUCUCAGUCUUCUUGUCUCUGUCGGCUGUCUGUGCUGCACCGAGCUGAUCAGAUGAUGAUGCGCUCUGCUCCCAACAACUCGGGGCACCAAGCUUCUCCUGAGGUAGGACCUUCUCUGUAGGCCGGUUCCUGCCACCCAGCAGCCAUGGACUCCCUCCCAGAAUACUCCCUGUUCCUGGUCCGGAUCUUGGAGGAGCUGGACACUAAGCACAACACCAUGUCCUACCAGGACCUGUGUAAGUCUCUGUGUGCUCGCUUCGACCUGGUGCACCUGGCCAAGCUCCGCAGCCUGCUCUUCUACACGGCCUGCCUGGACCCCGCCUUCCCGGCCACCCUGUUCAAGGACAAGAUGCGCUGCUCCAUGGAGGACCCGCAGUCCAAGAAGCUCAUGGUGGCAGCAGACAUCGUCACAAUGUUCAACUUAAUCCAGAUGAACGGAGGCAUAGCCAAGGACAAGCUCCCCAUAGUGCACAGAGGCAAGUUCCACAAGAACCAGUCGCUGGAGCUCAGCAGGUCUGACAAUGAUGCCUACAAGUUUCAUGAUUGUGACAUGGGGGCUGGUUAUGAAAACAUAGAUCACCCCAGGGAUGGACACCACCAUCACCAUCAUCAUCACCGCCCCCAGCAGCACCACGUGGCUCAGAGCACCCCUCCCUGUCCUAAAUCCAGUGAGUGCAACAGCCGCCAGCAGUUUAUUCCCACCUCAGACCCCAACUUCCUCCUGGGUGUCAGCAAGGACCUGAAAUGUAGAGCAGCCUCUCUGGACAAACUUCACCAUCUGCCCCAGUAUUCCAGUGGCAGUCCACCCUCUCCGCCAUGUGAAAUGCAGAGCACUUACUUUCCCAUGGACAUCGACAGCGAGUCCACAACAGACCAAGAGUCCCUGCGGCACAUGGGCCAUCCAGAGCCCUUCACUGUUCACUCCUGCAUCCAGAAGAGGAACGUCUUCAAGGAGGACUUCCACAACUUCGCUGCCUUCUCACCGCAGGUCAUCACCACUGAGUCCAAACAGGGCAGUAAGGCUGCUGACAUGUACCACAGGAGGGAGCUGCACAAGCCUGCCACCUUCUUCAACCACAGCUUUGAACUGCCCUACAGUAACCCCUACUUUGAGCCCACAGUCAACUCCCCCCUGCAGGACAGACGGAGGGCGAAGCACGAGAGCCUGGACGACCUACAGGCGUCCACAUACUUUGGUCCGACCACAGUGUCAGAGUGCGUCAGCAGCAGGAAGCACAGUAACAGGGCAGGGAAGCAGCCAGCGUGGCCGGUGAAGAGCCUCAGCCUCAACACAGAGGAUGGGCCUCCAGACUUUGAGAGGACAUUUGUGAGCAGCAAACCAGUCAAAGAAAACCACCAUCGCAAUAUCAGCAUCAUCAGCACCGACAGCGAGCACCAUUUUCAGAGCCCAAAGGAAAAGGUAGUAGCUUCUCCAUCUGGCUUUGCAAAGAAAACUAACGGAUUAAAAACAAAGGAUGUAGCACUGAUGGCGAGUGGGCCUGCUGGUUUGGACAGAAGAGAAGCAGCCAAGAGGUUUAGAGACAAAAAUAUGCAGAGUCAGUCCUUUCAGGGAGUGGACAGCUCAUCUAGUGUUGGGACUCAAACAGAGCAGGCGGAGAAGAAGGUGAAGGAGUUCCAAGCUAAGUACAGUGACAGAGAUAGACACCCCUUCAAACACUCUGAUGAGGACUCUGAGAACGUUAGUGAUGAUAUAAGUGACAUUUUCCGUUUUCUAGAUGAUAUGAGUGUUUGUGAUUCUCUGGGCAUUGUUCAGCCGUCGUGCUACACCAGUAACGGGUCUCUCUCUCAGGUUACGCUGAAGUCUGAAGGUGACAGCUCCCCUGAGCGCAACACGGUCAAGUUAGCCAAGUCCAAGCUGGACCGUCUCUUCCAUUCGCUGGAAAACACAGACGACGAGCUCAAAUCGAGUGUGUGCAAGCUGGUGAUGAGGAUUGGUGAGAUUGAGAAGAAGCUGGAGUCUCUGUCGGGGGUUCGCAGUGAGAUCUCCCAGGUGCUCUCCAAACUCAACAAGCUGGAUGAGAAGAUUCAGGAGCCGGAGGCCAACGGGAGACACGGGGAGACCGCAUCUGCUUCUGGGUCCAAUGCCACCCCUGACAAGCAGCAACCCCACCCUCAUCAGCAUCACGACACCACCCUGUCACCUCGUGUUUUCCAAUGCCACACUACUGGCCACAAUGUCAAAACAGACAAUGGGUCUUCUGCAGAAUGGUGCUGCUCAGACGGCAGUAACGGCGAUAGCCUCAGGGUCAAAGCUCUGAAGAAGAGCAUGUUUACCAGGAGGUCAUCCCGCUCUCUGAACGAGGAGAACAGUGCUACUGAGUCAAAGGUCUCCAGCAUCACCAACUCCCCACGGGACUGGAGGACAGUUUCCUACUCCUGCCACCCUGGAGAUGAGGGCAAGGACAAGGACAGAGACAGAGACAGAGACAGAGACGGCAAGGACAGACACCGGAAAGCCAAAGAGGCAGAGAGAGAGCGCCAAUACGAGCUGCCCCAGGCCCACCGCCCACCCAAACCGCCAAAGGAGUCGUACCUGAUCGAACAGGUUUUCUCACCACACCCUUUCACCCCCACCAUUAAGGCUCAUGUGAAAGGCAGCCCUCUGUACACCGACCUGAGACUCACCAGCCUGUCAGAUGCCAAGCGCGGCCAGCCAUCCUGGACCAUCGAGGAGUAUAAACGCAACUCAGGAGAGAAGGGGAAGCAGCUCACCGCUCUGGACCUGCAGACCCAGGACACUCUGAACCCCAACAACCUGGAGUACUGGAUGGAGGACAUCUACACACCAGGCUAUGACUCACUGCUCAAGAGGAAAGAGGCAGAGUUCAGGAGGGCUAAGGUGUGUAAGAUCGGAGCGCUGAUCGCAGCCGCUACCUGCACUGUGAUCCUGGUCAUCGUUGUUCCAAUUUGCACCAUGAAAACAUGAGAGCACCAGGAUGGAGUGACUCUGACAGCAGAAGUUUUUUUUUGUUUUUAAUGCAGUAUUUACUUCCUGAUCUUUCUUGCCAGUAUAAAGUGAUUAGGACAGCUCGUGUACAAUAGAAACAAACUCAGCAAGUGCAUAAUAUAUAUGGUAUAUCUAUUGGUUUAACAGUUGUAGUUUAUUGUAUUACUGUAAACCGUGCGGGACAGUUGAGGUGCAUUGGUUUACUUGUCCAACUUCAACAACUGCAGCAGAUGCUCAGUGAACUCAAUUGGAUUUGGUAUUGUAGCCAGCGAAUGAUAUUUUUAUUUUUCGUAUAAUUACUGUACAGUGUAUUUUGAUCAAAGUUAUUUUUGAUGAAUUAUCUGGUUGAAUGUGAGAAUUUAUCUUUAUUUUAUUAUCUUUCUUCAAUAACAGGAAGCAUUUUAAGUAAGGAAAUUUGUGCCAACACAUUUUUCUAAUUAGAAAUAUACUGAAGUACUUUAGUUUGAAUAGAAGUGUAUGUAUGUACAUAGAUUGCAGACACAGUAUGACUACACAGCCAAACUGAAUGUAUUGAUAUUGUUCGCCUACUUGGAAAUGAAUGACUUGAGAAGUGACUUGAAUGUUGCUGCCCUGUCCUCCUCUAACCAGCCAACAGCACAUACCUGCUCCUCUUCCUGAAACGCUGGAUUUUUUAUUUCUUUUCUCACUAGUGAGACUAGUGAAGGUCAGCUGAGAAGAUUGUAGAGCUUAGCAUAUCGACUUCCCUCACUAGCACAAACUAAACAGAACAGCAUCCCUCAGAUUGGGUUUGUCCACUCAUUUACUGCUGCAGUCUCCUUAAAUGCCUUAAAGUACAAACACUUGUGGCCCAACUGCCCACCUAUUAUUACCAAGCAUGUUUCAUGGCUAACAGACACCUAAUGUAGCUUCAGUACGUACAGUCGUGGUGAAAAGUUUCCAUCCAGUUAUAAAGAACAUGAAUAUCAUGGUAGUCUUCAUUUUUUUAUGAAAGGAACACAAACUACUUUGUCACAAAAACAUUCAUGAAGUUUGGUUCAAUUAAGUUAUCAUAGGUCUUCUGAUAAUGUGACCAAAUCUGCUGGAUGAAAAAUGUACAUACAGUAACUUGAAAAAUAAUUUGUGGUGAUUACAGAAAAGUGUGUAAAUCAAAUGUUCUUCGUAGCAUGGCCUCUUAACUUCUGAGUGAUUCUGAUUGAUAAUAGCUGGAGACUUUUCUGGGCUCAUUUUAAUAGGGCUUGUUUGAUACAGCCAUUAGACUCAGCCACACAUAGUAGAAAGUCAGGAAAGUCAUUUAGAGCCAUUUAAAAGCAGCUACAGGUACCAUAGAUCAAGUGUAUGGCACAGUUAUGUCACUGCUCAUGAUCAGGACGAAAACACCAACUAUCACCUGCUGCUGAGAGAAAACUGGUCAGGAUGGUCAAGAGUCAACCAAAAACCAUCAAAAAGGAAAAUCUGCAAUGAAUUAAAAGCUGCUGGAAGACAGGUGUCAGUGUCCACAGCCAGUGUGUUUUACAUCAACAGGAGCUGAGAGGCUGCUGUACAUACAGAAGCUCUCGCUCCAGAUGAAGCACCUUAAAGCUCCAAUGAAGUUUGCUGCCGAUCAUAUGGACAAAGAAAAAAGCCUGCUGCAGGAAACUCUGGUUAGAAAAAAAAAAUUGAGUUGUUUGGCCACAAUGAGAGGCAAUCUGUUUGGAGGAGAGAAGGUGAGGCCUUUAACCUCAUGAAUACAUAUCUACUGUCAAGCAUGGUGCUGGUAGUAUAAUGCUGCAGGGCUGUUCUGCUGCUCUAAAGAAAGUAAAUGUAAGGAGGAGGAUUAUCUCCAAAUCCUUCAGGAAACCCUGAAAUCAUCAGCAGAAGAUUGGGAGCUGGGUGCAGUCUGGUGUUCCAACAGGUCAGUGAUCCCAAACUAGAAAUCAUUGGAACUGAAGACUGCUGUGAUGUACAUGUUCUUCACAAGUGGAUGGAAACUUUUCACCAUGACUGUACAGUAAUAGUAGCCUUAAGUUUAGUUUUCUUGAAGUUGGUGUAAUAUUAUAUUCUUUCUUAUUGUCAACAAAAUUUCCACAACGUAUUAAUCUGUUUAACAACAUCCCUGCCUGGUCAUCGGAGAGAACCUAUCAUAGUCAUCACACUUCUUCAACCUGGUAAAGAAAAAAAUGUUAAAAAGAAAAAGUUAAAUUCCUGGUCUCGCAGACUUUUACAAGGAAGCAAUAGAAAACAUCCUGACUGGCAUCACAAACUGGUUCAUCACGGCCCAGGACAGGAAGGCUCGACGGUGGAUGAUUAAAACGACCAUAAAAUCACUGGUAGCACCUACAGAGCAUCAGUGACAUCAGUGAAGUGAGAUGUCUGCACAGAGCCCAGAGAUACUACAAGACAACACCCAGACACAGUGUGUUCACCUGCUGCCCUCUGACAGCAGGUACAGAAGUACCUGCUGCUGCUGUACCACCAGACUACACAGCUGCUUCACUCCCCACGCUGUGAGACUCCUGAACUUGUCUGACGUGAUUAUUAUUUAUUUACUAUUAGUCCUCAUUUUUUUUGUGUUAAAUUAAUCUUGAACCUCCUAUGAAAUUGUAUUGUCCUGAAAACAUACAUCUUUAAUCACAAUAUAGUUAAAAGUCUCAGUAAUCUCCUGAAACAACUUACUCAAACUAAAGCAAAUGUCAGUGCAUUUGUUGGGUCUAUUUUCAGCGGCAUAUACACAUUUGGUGCUCCAUUGGAUAUCUCUGUCAGCAGUAGGAUAGUGUGCUGUAAAUAGCAUUGAGUCAAAAUAAACUAGUGUGUGUGUUCAUACUAAUGAAGGAACAUGUGACCCGGUGCAACAGUGUGGCGCUGAUGUGUUUUUAAUCACUUUAUGGAUGAUAAUGGAGCUCACAGAGGAAGAAGAUAUAACAGGCUUAUGAGGCACACUCAGUAAGUGUUAGUAUGGUAACUUUGGUGUUGUUGAUAUGGGACUGCACAUUGGAUUUGUUUACAAUAAAACAAUAUACAGCAUAUUAACAGCCUUAUCCUUUCACCUUAAUAAGCUGAACACCAAUAAUGUAUCCUCCACAGAGCCCAGUUAACUGUAGUUCAUGUGAUACAUCUCUUUAGUGCUCUGCUACUCAACACAACAGCCCUGCAAUAAAUUCUACCUUUAUGAGUCUCAUAUUGUUCAUCAGAGAGGAAUUUAUUCAACUCUGUGGUCAUUUUUCUAGUUUAUAAUAACAUGAUUAAUUUUGAUUUCCCAUUCUUAUGGUUUCCAGAAUAGUUUUAAGUAUGACAUCAUCUCUGUUUACUUUGUUUCAUGUAUUCUCUGUAUCAAUUUCAAAAAUGCCUGCAUGAAAAAAAGCCAACAAUAAUCAAUAAAACACCACUACAACCACCACAGGGCUGCUGAUAAAACUACAUCCCUAGUUUGUAUUUUCCCCAGCUUAUUUAGAUAGUUCAGAACCUCCCUCAGUCGGCACACUAUGUCAGUGCGGUAUUGAGGUCCUGUAGUUGAUAUCAUGGCCUCUAACAGUUUCCAUACUGGCAGACCAAUGAGAUAUGCUUCUAAGAACAUCUAGCCUGUAAAUGCAUUAAUACUGACUGCUGAAGUGUCUAGGUUUACAGGAGAUCAUUUUAAUAUUGAACCUAACAAAUGCAAUAAAAGGUAGAAAUACCAAACCAAACUCAACAACAAAUUCCAAAAGCACCAAGGUAUGUGAGAAAACGACCACACAGAGCCUUUGCAGGAGUGACAUGGAUGACCAGGGAAAAGUAUAAAUUGUGCUAUAUGAUAUUGUGCUGAUCAUUAUAUAAUGAAAAAUCAUCUUAGAUCCUUUUUAUAAGUUGUUUGACAUAUCAUUGUUAAUAUAGGAGAAGAAGGAGAAGAAGUAUUCUGGGAUUAGGGGCAUUACUUUUCACUUUCUUAAGGGGGGCAUGACAGGAAAAGAUUGAGAACAACUGACUUGAGCCACAUUGUAUACACAUAAAUCUGCAACAGGAUGUUUGACAUGGUCCCAGUAGCUCAUAGUGUGGGAUGAAACUGAACUUGUGUUCAGAUGAGAGUUGGACAUUCAUACAUCGUAUUUAUUUUUUCAGGUUGUCAGUCCUUCGAAAGGGGAAUUAUGUUGAGCUAUAGUUACACAGCAGUACAUGCUGUUAUUUUUAACAACCCCGUCUCUUAAAUCCACAUUACAAUACUUAGUCUAAUGCCAACUUCCAGUGCCUGUGCAGGAAGUAGCGCACCAUAAACACAAGCUUUUGUAACCUCAGUCAUACUGAAGCUGCUGUGCAGAUAUUAUAGUUUGAUUUGAAAACACUGGCAUUCAAAAAAAUGUAUAACAACUGGAUAUAACAAAGACUUUUUACAGAACUGUCCAAUGUUCUUUAAUGGCAAUAAGGUUGAUGUUGGUAGACACCUGAGUGGUGAUACGAUAGGUCACAUAUAUUCUAUUCUAUUGUAUCACCAAAGAUCUUUAGAGCUCAGACUGAUCAGGUGAAAAGCAGCCUUGUUAAUGAACUGAGUCACUGCUGCACUGCUUCGACCCUUCAGUAUGAUGCCUGGCGCCUGAUGGGGUCAUGAUUGCACAACCCCAAUAGUGCAGCAUACCCAGUAUAGCUCCUGAAUGGAAGAUUUAAUGUGCUGAAGAACAGUUUGUGUUGGCUCAUGGGAAAGGCUGUGAAUUUAAAUGAUAUGAUCCAUCUACUGUCUGUACUGAAGAAAUGGGCUGUAAGCCACUGCUGGUGUUUGAGUUUUGCUGUUAACCAUCCAGAUCUGCCUUCAGUACAGGAAAUGUGAGCUGCAGCACACUGUAGGAGUCUGUAAAUAGUUUCAGGUUCGAGGCACAUUGUGGAAGCAGGUGUAAACUGGAAUAUUACUACAAUAAAAAUGUAUUGUUCUGACUGUUAAUGGAUCUGUUUUUUAUGAUGCUUUAUAAUGUAUAUUACUUGAUAAUAUUUCAUUACUGAUGGUGGACAUGCAUGCAUCUUUCUCUUCCAAAAAAAUAAUAAUAAUCUAACUAGUUGCAUGCUCCAUGAA
Molecule: messenger RNA, 8073 nt
Organism: Acanthopagrus latus (yellowfin seabream)
Lineage: Eukaryota; Metazoa; Chordata; Actinopteri; Spariformes; Sparidae
Gene: minar1
Product: membrane integral NOTCH2 associated receptor 1
Exons: 5
Coding region: 258-3059 (933 amino acids)
Biological process (GO): negative regulation of cell population proliferation; negative regulation of TOR signaling
Cellular component (GO): plasma membrane
Source: RefSeq, a predicted model, not a curated record